AUGGCUGGGCGCUGCCCUAUGGCCGUGGGCCUCGACAAGGGCCACAAGGUGACGGAGAACGUGAGCAAGCGGAGGCCCAGUCGCCGCCGCGGGCGCCUCACCAAACACACCACGUUCGUGCGGGACACGAUCCGGGCGGUGUAUGGCUUUGCACUCUACGAGGGAAGGGCCAUGGAGCUGCUCAAGGUCUCCAAGGAGAAGCGGGCACUUAAGAUCACCAAGAAGCGGGUGGGCACACACAACUGGGCCACGAGGAAGAGAGAGGAGCUGAGCAACGUGCUGGACGCCAUGAGGAAGGCCGCUGCCAGGAAGGAUUGA
Messenger RNA from Echinops telfairi (small Madagascar hedgehog), 318 nucleotides. RefSeq names its product 60S ribosomal protein L36-like. Lineage: Eukaryota; Metazoa; Chordata; Mammalia; Afrosoricida; Tenrecidae. The transcript has a single exon. The coding region runs from base 1 to 318 and encodes 105 amino acids. Gene Ontology annotation, cellular component: ribosome; cytosolic large ribosomal subunit. Gene Ontology annotation, molecular function: structural constituent of ribosome. Gene Ontology annotation, biological process: cytoplasmic translation. The record is from RefSeq and is a predicted model, not a curated record.